Messenger RNA from Brienomyrus brachyistius, 3209 nucleotides. RefSeq names its product Hermansky-Pudlak syndrome 6 protein homolog. Gene Ontology annotation, biological process: organelle organization; melanocyte differentiation; lysosome localization. The record is from RefSeq and is a predicted model, not a curated record. The transcript has a single exon. NCBI's taxonomy places the organism in Eukaryota, Metazoa, Chordata, Actinopteri, Osteoglossiformes, Mormyridae. Gene Ontology annotation, cellular component: lysosomal membrane; BLOC-2 complex. Bases 540 to 3059 code for a protein of 839 amino acids.
AACUGCUACUCACACAGAUAUGAAAAGUGGAACAUGCAGCCGCUGCACUUUAGUAAAAUGAAUAUUGAACUUACAACUAAUUCAUCUAUGGACACGUCAGGGCUUAUGGCAGUGAACGAGUUAACAGUGAAAUCCGGCUGUGUACGUAAACCUCAAAGGGCGGGGCACCGUCUUUACGUCAUUUUUAAUGGACGGAAAAGCAGGAAGUUUUCAAAACAACAGCACACGCCGCUAGGUCCCAAUGCUCCUUCGGGUUCGGAGGGGGGGCGGGGUGCGGUUUGAGUUGGCCGGUACUUGUUAUGCGUUAAUGUAAUAGUCGUGUCAGAUAGAGAAGUCUUGGAAUUUCUGUGGAUUCGUACCGGAUCCAGCAAACGAAUCAACAGAAAUAUUCAAAAGUUGCGGUUUGCAAAAGACAUAUGCUUCGAAAUGCUAUAUUCAUGUAAUCGAGGUAGUUAUUGGCCUUUAUGCGGAAAUUAUGCUUCCUCUUGUUUUUUUCAGUUCUCUUAAUUGAUACUUUCUGAGGCGAAUGUUGCCAAAUAAUGAAGCGACUUACUCUGCAUCAAGAGACAGAUUUUAGUGACUUCACCCAAGGUAGGGUUUUGAUUGACUUUUUAAAACAGAACUCCGCCAGUAGUAUCUGCCAUACCAAUAACAUUCAUAGUCGAUUAUCCAACAUCCGAAUUAGUCCAAAUGGGCACCACAUCCAUAUAAUUAUUAGCGAGCCGAAAAGUGGCCUUUUAACUUUCGACAAGCAUAUACGACAUACUCAGUCACGCAACCAAAAACUUUUAGUGUUAAGCCGUACGAGAUCAGUUUAUAUCGUGGACGUUGUCUACUUGAACAAUAGUAACAGAGAUCGGGUUGGAGAUACAGCCGUUGUCGUUUUUGAAAAUGGAAAGUCCGAUUUUUGGAAAUACUGCGAGCAGGAAGGCUGGCAUUUCCUGCAGACUCUGGAACUGUGCCAGAUCCCUAAAGCGAAAGUGAGGUCCAUCUGUGUCAGCGGCAACAUCAUUGUCUGGUGUGAAGAGACCCCACCCUCCAAAACAACAUCAGCUAUCAGUGUUCAUCAGAACUGCUUCUGUUACCGUGUCUGCAGCAGAUCUUAUGAACUGGAGGAGGGGGCAGCCAUCUUGGGGGAGGUUAAGGUCAUUCUGCAGAACAGUCCUCGGUUCAUGACCGUUGCCUCUGGAAACAAUGUGCACCUCCUGCCAGACCCAAAGGGAGGUGCUUUCAGGAACAUCUCUGGUUUCUUCCUGACAUGGUUCCCACAGUGUGGCUCACUUGCCAUCAGCAGUAUCUCCAGGGGAAUUCUACUGAGGAAGGAGUCAUGUGCUAUGAGCGAUGGUUAUAAUUUCACAGAGCUCGUAUCCCUCGUGCUGCCUUUGGCCUCCAACCAUCUAGAAAUCUGUGCUGCCUCUACCUCCAGGUGUGACAGCCUGUCCUUUCUGCUGAGCUCUGGCUGGAUCAACAUGAUUGACAGUCAUGGCACGUUGAGACAAGUCUACAAACUGGCGGACAGUUGUGGCACCAUAGGUGGCAAAUGGAUCGACAUGAAUAUCUACCAUAAUUGGCUGGCUGUGAUAGUGGGGAGGACCUUAUAUUUGAUUGAUGCCCAGUGUGGCUUGAAAUUGGAGAAGAUCCUCCUGAAAACAGAUGGGAUGCUUUUUGUGAACUGCCAGGACAGCCAGGUGCCACACAUCCUGACAGAAGCUGGGCUAUUCCAAGUGAAAUGCCGGGAUCAAGACUUCAGUCAUGUGCUGGACCAAGGCUGUGUCAGGCCAGAUGACGUCCUUAUGAAGGCUGUCUUUGAGGAGUCUUGUAGGCACUACCAGAAAAGGAGCCUGAGUGACAGACAAAUUACAGUGGAGACGCUGGUAGCUGACAGGAAAUUCCAGGCUCCUUUCUUAUUGUCCUCCAUCCUCUGUGACUUCCUGAAAGUACAGGAUGGAAGCGACCAUGACUACGGCCAGCUACUCGGCUUCCUGAAGCCUGAGUUGAAACGCUUCAUGCUGCUGGAUGGCAUCAAAAUGUUAGCGACUGCAGCAUCUGAGAAGGACCAGAGCAGCUGCUGUGAAGUGUUGGUGUGUGAGGAGGUUGGCCGGCUGCUUCGUUCAGACAUGGACAGAGAGGAUGUGCUCCACCUGAACCUCAUGUUCAACAUGUUCCCAUCUGAAUCAUGGCGGGCCACACAGGGGAUCCUACAGCUUACGUUGAAUGAAGAAGGAUCCUUUUCUGCCAAGGUUCCACUUGAGUUAUGGGGGACUAUCCUGUCCAGUGUUCAGCCGUUGGCUUGGCCCACACAUCAAGGCUUUCUUCCAGCUGUGCCAGUGCCAGUGUUUGAGCUGAUCUGCCAGAUGUUUCUUCGAUAUCAGCCUCAGUGGCUCCCCAGAUUUCUGGAACUGGCACAGCAGUGCAGUGGUGACCUUUUGUCCACUUCCUCCAGGCAGAAGGCCAGUCCUGACGAGACCCCUCUCUACAAACGGGCCCUUUCGGUGCUGCCAUUAGGCAGGGACACCCAGGGCCUGGAGGUGGAACUGCUGCUGUGCAGCUGCAGGCCCACUGGGAUCCUGCAAGCCCUGCGGCUCCUUGUGGACCGACGCCAGUGGGAACAGGUUCUCCAGCUGGCAGAGCGGUUCUGCCAGCAGAGCCCACUGCUGAACAAGGAAAUCUUUACGACCCUGCUACAGGAACUCUCCCAGCAUCGUGACCUGGACCCUUACCUAGACCGAGUAUGGGCCCUGUGUCCCACGGACAUCACAAGUACCGGCAUCCUGGGUGUGCUUCUGGAGAGCCUUUCCCCGUCCGGACCUGACCCUUUCCGGACACAAAACUGCCAACUUACCUUAGGCCUGCUAAGGCCCCUGUUGAGCCAGGUGCUCCAAAGAGAGACCAAGGUCAACCAGGGGUGUGUGAGGGUCCUCUGGCCCCGAGGCCAUCCCCCCCCGGUGCCCCCAAGGCAACCCAGGAAGGUGUUGGUUGAGUCUGAUGUUGGUCACCCAUGUGCCACUUAUCAGCCUGAAAGUGCAAAUGGACGACUGGCAGCCAAUCCUGAUGGCUAGAGCUCACACCUCAGCUUAUAAAGAAAGUUUAGGCCAUUGCCGGGGAAUUGGGAGGGAGCAAAAACGUGGACCGUCUGGUGGUCCCCGAGGACCAAGUUGAGAGACCUUGUAUUACAUUACAUUUUAUUAAAGACAAAAUCUCCAUAGCUA